AUGUCUGCCAUUGACAUAGCAAUAGAAUCAUACUUGAAGAUACAUUAUGAAAGAUGUUCCCUCAAUGAUUUCUUACAAAAGAACGCAUCACUAGUGAAUGAAGAAUUUGAUGAUAGAACUUGGUACAAUAAGUUUUCCAUCUGGAAGAAUAGAUUUUUUACAAAAGCGAAACAAAUGAUUUCUGAUGAAGGAUUGAUUAAAAAGAAUGGAGUGUCGUCCUCUAGCUCAAUGUCUUGCACUUAUGCAGGUGUCGUCCCUGUGAAGUGUAGGGAUGUUAAAGACACUCCAGCUGGUCUUUUAUUGCAGUUGCAAAAUGAAGAGCCACGAAUAUGUUUCUGGAAGGAAGUUGAGCAUGUUCAAUCAGUCAAAUCAAAACAGCUUAAACUGAAACGAAAGGUUGAUAUUACUUCAGUUGACAUUUUUGAUAAAUCAACAUCUCAACAAGGGAAUGAGAUUCUUAAUCUUUAUAAUGAUAUGUCUUGUGAAAUGAUUAAGAAGCAUUCAGAUGAAAUGAAUUCAAGCAGCUCUAAAGAGGUUAGUAUGAAAAGUAAUACAAUGUAUUAUGGUCAAUCUAAUUCAAAUCUAAAACGUUCAUUAGAUAGAAUUACAAAAGAUGAUUUUAAGAAUGUUGAAAAUCAAAUAAAUUACAAAAAGAAAAAGGAAAAUGAGAAUAUGGAUAAGUGUGUGAAGAAUCUUCUUAAUGAAAAGCAAAAAUGUUCGAAGAGCAUGAGUAAUUUAAUUGAUAAUUUCCAAAAAUAUUGUGCUGAUACCAAAAAUGAAAUGACAUCAAAUGAAAUCAUGGACCUAAAACCAACAUCAGAGUUUGUUAUGAGGUACACAGAAGAGGUUGACCAUAUUCAAGUUUUGAAGGAAGUUUUUGAACCUGUUGACAAGUUAUUUCCAGACAAAGGCUUCUAUUUUCUUUCUGAGUUUUUUUCAGAGGGAUGCAAUUAUCAAAAAUGGCAGGAUAAGUUAGAAACUUUAUUAUUGCCAGAAGAAGAUCCUUUCUUAAGGAAAUUGAAAAGAUUUAUGUUUGAAAUAUUACCAAUAUUUUUUGAUGUAUUUGAACAGUUGCAUGAUAAUCCUCUUAAAGAUCAUGAAAUGUUAGAAGAUGAGUUUAUGAAUACAUACAUACACCCAGUUUUAAAAAAGGCACUUGCUCACUUUUCAGGAAUUCGCUAUGUUUCGGGGAAUAAGGCCAUUGAUGCUUCAUACUACAGAAAAUUAAUAAUGAAUCAAAAAGGGAAUGCAGACCGUUCAGAUGGAAUAGCAUAUACAACAAAUGAAAAGCAUUAUGAAUUCUGUGUGACAGAAGGAAGCAAGCCUUACAAUGUUGAUUUUGACAAAGAAAUUGCAGAUUAUAUUCAAAAUGCACGUGCAGGAAAGGAUAUGUUAAAUUUUGUUGUUAUAUCAGAAGUAAAAUCAAAGAGAGUAUUGCCAGAAAAUUUUCGAGUAUACAUGGUUCAGAGUUAUGGCUUGAAUCUUAGCUUUUAUUUUAUGGAUUUCUUAGGUACUUACCGACUUUUUGAAGUUGAAUCAUGUGAAUUACCAACAGAUUUUAUAGGGGUCAAUUUGUUUCCUUUUUUCUUCCGUGCUAUUAUCACUUGGGCGUUAAUGAUUGGUGAAACUGACAGUGAAUUUCAACGGACUAGAAACAAAAGAAAUUCACGUUAUAGCAAUGCACAUAAUCUACGGGCCCUUUCUGAAAUAAAUCACAACCAACCCAGAAAAGAUGGUACUAAAAAAUCUUUGAAGAUGAACAAAAUCAUUUGA
This is a messenger RNA of Funneliformis mosseae, 1773 nucleotides long. The record is from the annotation of a GenBank genome assembly. Lineage: Eukaryota; Fungi; Glomeromycota; Glomeromycetes; Glomerales; Glomeraceae.